Penicillium hordei is the source of this 396-nucleotide messenger RNA. RefSeq names its product cupin domain-containing protein. The transcript has 2 exons. The record is from RefSeq and is a predicted model, not a curated record. Bases 1 to 396 code for a protein of 131 amino acids. NCBI's taxonomy places the organism in Eukaryota, Fungi, Ascomycota, Eurotiomycetes, Eurotiales, Aspergillaceae.
AUGCAGGAACCAAUCUACGACCCCAGUCGCCCGAUGCCCUCCUUGGAGAUUGUCUACUCGUACAAGCUGGUCGGCAUCCCGAACAAGACUAUCGUCAGCCUGCGCGUCGAAUUCCCACCCAACGGAUCAACUCCCCCACAUCGCCACGGUGGCGCGAACGUUGGCGCUUAUGUCCUGAAAGGGACACUUCUCAAUAAAAUGAAUGAAGAUCCCAUGAAAACGAUCGAAGAGGGCGGAAGCUGGUUUGAAGCACCCGGGUGUCAUCAUCGCAUCAGCGAUAAUGCGAGCAAGACCGAACCAGCGACGCUCAUUGCUACCAUGAUCACGGAUACUGAAGCAUUUGAGAGGGAUGGAAUGGGUGCUCUGAUCCAGAUUGAUGAGGAGUACCGCAAAUGA